AUCACGACCAGUCAUCGUCCGUUCUCUCUUCUCUCUUUCCCUCUAGCCGACGCUCCCGAUCUACACCGCGUCCGCGACCUCCGAACUCCCGUCGGAUCGUCUCUCUCGUAGUCCCCGUCUGCCGUCUCUGAUGCGAGCGCUCCAUCCUUCUCCAUCUCCGCUUUCCGUAGUCUUGAUCUGAAGGAUGCCCAUCUCCUCCUCCUUCCUUCUCCAUCUCACGACCUUCGAUGCCUGACAUUGUCCACCAAAACGAGUUUUAAAUCUUGUAAGAGGUGAGAAGAGGGGUUCGUCGUCGGAAUCUAUAUCCACCCGUAAGCAUGCCCGUCAAAUGGCUGAUGCACUGGCAGCCGAACCAGGGGGUGACGCUGACCACCCAGAUCCUGACGGAGGCGUGCCAGUGCGUGGAGAGCCAGCUGGGCGGCGCCAAGGACGGGCGGUGGAAGACGGCGCUCACCUACUACCGCCCCGCGCUGCGCGAGGCGUCGGCAUCGGGGGACCUCCCCCGGGAGUUGCUGGGCGUUGCCCUCCACGACCAACUGGGAAGCUACUACUUCCUCCUCCGCGCCCACCGCCUCAUCCUCCAGGCAGACUCCUCCAUGCAGGCCCUCAUGGAUAAGCUCCAGUCCUACAAGCCCCGUGUCGUCCUCAACUUCGAGGGAUUUCAAUACCGACUCGGUGACUUUCAAGUGAGGGUGGGAAAAUGUGUUCCAUCCUCUGAGGUUCUGAGGGGAAUUAUGAUGGAGGUAGAAUACCUUCCCUUGUCUUCAAUAGAAAAAUCCAGGCAAAUUCUGGAAGAUUUCUUUGACAUAUGGCAGGACACAGUAAAGAAGAGGUCAUUGCCUGGCCAUUUUAUUCUUGUUGAACCAAAUUUUGCAGACUAUGGCCUUCAAGACCAUUAUACUCCUCAACAUACAGCGGUACAGUAUGCAACUUGCAUGACCCAACUGAUGGCUGCUGUAAGAAAUUAGUUAUCUUUAAACUAGGGGAGAUAAAAGGAAGUUUACCAUACCUUCUAUUGUUAUUUUUGUCAGACUUCAUUGUACCUUUCAAUAUUGUGCCCUGUAUGUGGUUUCUCAUAGGAGUUGAUAGGCCGGUGGGAAAAUGAUUAUAGGUUUUGGAUUUCUGCUUAUUUUGAUAAUGUCGUUUGGAUUAAUGUGUAUUGAAAAAAUAUUUUCUAUCCGUUCCUUCUUUUCGUUGCUCAGUAUUCUAAAUCUGCCCUUGCUUUUGUCCGUUA
Molecule: messenger RNA, 1234 nt
Organism: Elaeis guineensis (African oil palm)
Lineage: Eukaryota; Viridiplantae; Streptophyta; Magnoliopsida; Arecales; Arecaceae
Product: mediator of RNA polymerase II transcription subunit 20a
Biological process (GO): regulation of transcription by RNA polymerase II
Cellular component (GO): mediator complex
Molecular function (GO): transcription coactivator activity
Source: RefSeq, a predicted model, not a curated record